Molecule: messenger RNA, 1101 nt
Organism: Pseudocercospora fijiensis CIRAD86
Lineage: Eukaryota; Fungi; Ascomycota; Dothideomycetes; Mycosphaerellales; Mycosphaerellaceae
Exons: 15
Coding region: 1-1101 (366 amino acids)
Source: RefSeq, a predicted model, not a curated record
AUGAAUUCUGGUGAUUGGGACAGGCAAGGAGAGGGAGGUAAUGGGGCAAGGUAUAAAGGAGAGGCAGGUGAUGAAAUGCUUUUGGUGUUCGAACUUUCCAUAGCCUCCCAGGCGCAUUUGGUAGAUCGCCGAAGCUUCAAAUCCGCGAAUCUCUUCACAUCACACACUGAGCUUUUCCUUCUACCAGUCUCACUCAAACUGCCGGAAAUGCAAGCGAGAAUGAAGCAGCCAACUAUGUGGCGCUCCCAGCCCGGUGUUCAGUUCAGCCUUCACACUUCUUCGCCAUUAUUCGAGGCUUGUGGUGUUGAAAUCUUCCAUCCCUUCUGCAUCGCUUGUCGAGAGCGUUCUGAGCGAGCAUCCCGCUCUGCUGUAGCCUCACCCGAGCCAUUCCUUUCGCUUCUCAGAUGGCUUUGUUGUUGCCUUCUCCGAUGCGGAGGCGUUUGGUCCUUUCCGCGCUUUUGGCUUCAUGCAGCUGCGCCAUCUUCAUUUGCUGAGGAGCGCGAGAUAGACUCAACGCCAACCUGCUUUGGAGCGUACACACAAACACCUGGACGCGGGAAAAGAUCUGGGUCGAUAAGGAUUGUAGAAAGCCUCGUUGACCUGGAUGAAGUCAGCCCGGACAAGACAACCAUCGCCGCAGAUCAGGGUGCCGAUGAAGACGACACAGGCUUCAAUGCAUGGCACAUCAUUGCCGGAUCCAACCCAUGCAUCCAAGGCGGGAUUCACGCAGUACAGCUCACGGAGUCAGCACACGUGCCGCCUUGGUCCAAGGAAAUGCAUCUCGAAGCCCCACUCGCUAAGCUGGAUGAAAUUCCCAACAUGGCCUCCAAGAAGCUUGAAGAUCAGCACAAGAAACAGGCAGAGAACUGCGAGAAACACUCCUUACUACCUUCAUCAACCACUUGGCGCUCUACUACAGCCUGCUUACCCUUCUUAGGUCGAACAGUCAUCAUCCGUUCAAGAGGAAGCAUUGGCAGAAGACAGAAAAUCAUCGACAGCAAGUUUAGGAGAAGAAGCGAGAAAAGUCCGUGUCAGAACAAGCUUGCUUGCCCCCUGCCUAGUCGAAGCAUUUCAGAGAUUCCUCCCAUCCCGAACCUCUAA